Molecule: messenger RNA, 1013 nt
Organism: Rhinolophus ferrumequinum (greater horseshoe bat)
Lineage: Eukaryota; Metazoa; Chordata; Mammalia; Chiroptera; Rhinolophidae
Gene: MRPS21
Product: mitochondrial ribosomal protein S21
Exons: 3
Coding region: 172-435 (87 amino acids)
Biological process (GO): translation
Cellular component (GO): ribosome
Molecular function (GO): structural constituent of ribosome
Source: RefSeq, a predicted model, not a curated record
GUGAGGAGGCCAGUGCUGGGGGUGGGGAAAGGAAGGCGGGCACUGCGGGAGGGCACGUCUGCGCGGUUACCCCCUUUCCUACAGCCGAGAAAGACUCCAUUCGCAACUCCCACCCCAAAGCCUCCUGCGGCCGUGAGCGGUCCCGAACAGUGAAGACUUAAUUCCAAGGGCAUGGCAAAACAUCUGAAGUUCAUUGCCAGGACUGUGAUGGUACAGGAAGGGAACGUUGAAGGUGCAUACAGGACCCUAAACAGAAUCCUCAGCAUGGAUGGGCUCAUUGAGGACAUCAAGCGACGACGGUACUACGAGAAGCCUUGCCGCCGGCGACAGAGGGAAAGCUAUGAAACCUGCCGGCGCAUCUACAACAUGGAAAUGACUCGCAAGAUCAACUUUCUGAUGCGAAAGAAUCGGGCGGAUCCAUGGCAGGGCUGCUGAGGCCUGUGGGUAGUGGGCCCAGUAUGAAAACCCCUGUCCAAUGGUGUCUCCACCUCUUUUCUUUCUCCAACCCCAUUUUAUCUUUCUUGCAAUAAGCUCAAUCACGGAUAUAUAAGAAGGCCUGCAUAUAUAGAAGCAGUCCCACUAGUCAGUUAUUAAGUGAAAGAGAAACUGUGCCAAAAAAUAGUCUUGGAGUAGAAUGGUGAUUGCCACGAGCUGAGUGGGGGUGGAGGGGAAUGAGGAAUUACUAUUUAAUGGGUACAGCAUGAGUUUGGCAAGAUGGAAAAGUUCUGGAGAUGGGUGGUGGUGAUAGUUGCAUAACAAUGUGAAUGUACUUAAUGCCACUGAAUUGUACACUUUAAAUGAUUAAAAUGGUAAGUUUUAUGUAUAUUUUACUAUGAUUGUUUUUAAAUAGUCUAGGAAAGCUGAGGACAUUUUCUAAAAUGUUGUAGAAUAUAUCUACCAUUUCUUACCCAAUUUCUAUGAAACACAAAGCAAGAUCUUAUCAUUGGGAAAGCAUGUUACUCUUUACUUGCACUGCCCUCAACUGUUAAAUAAAAGGAGAGGAAGCAUGUGUA